This is a messenger RNA of Pipistrellus kuhlii (Kuhl's pipistrelle), 2452 nucleotides long. RefSeq names its product glutaredoxin and cysteine rich domain containing 2 (gene GRXCR2). Gene Ontology annotation, biological process: sensory perception of sound. Gene Ontology annotation, cellular component: microvillus; stereocilium shaft; stereocilium base. The transcript is spliced from 4 exons. Lineage: Eukaryota; Metazoa; Chordata; Mammalia; Chiroptera; Vespertilionidae. The record is from RefSeq and is a predicted model, not a curated record. The coding region runs from base 490 to 1236 and encodes 248 amino acids.
GGGAGAGGGGAAGAGAGGAGAAAUGUGAGCACUGGGAGAGAGAUCCCACCUACUUGGAGGCAGCGUCUCACCAGGCAGUGUGUGAGCACUUGUGCCAGCACCCAAGUUUCAGUGACUCAUUCUGAUUCAGUGCUGGCAGGUACAGGACCGGCUCCCGCUGCGGGAGGAGCCGAGGGAGCAUUCAGCUCAGCGACAACUUACUCAUCGCCUCCCGUGUGCAAGGCGGGAGCACGGAGACAGCACUGGCCUACGAGGAGGCCUCCCCACGCCUCUCCCAGCCAGGCUCCAAGGGGGUCCUUUCUCCCUCCAGACCGGCAGGCUCAACUGUCAUUCAGAGCGCCCUCAGAAUGCAGUUUGUGUGGAGCUGCUACUAUACUACCUCCCCGUCCUCCCUCCCUAGGGUUAAGUUUACCAACCGCAGCACAUGCAGAGCUCCGAGUUCCACUGGCUGCACUGAGGCCUGGAAACCACAGAGGGACGUGUCCGCUGAUGGAGGACUCUGAGAAGAAGCUGAACCAGAAGAGCGACGGCAAGCCCCGGAAGGUCCGAUUCAAAAUCUCUUCCUCCUACAGCGGCCGAGUGCUGAAGCAGGUCUUCGAAGAUGGGCAGGAAUUAGAAUCGCCAAAGGAGGAAUACCCUCACAGUUUUCUCCAAGAGUCCCUGGAACCCAUGGAUGGUGUUUACGGGUCUGGGGAAGCCCCCAAGCCCCGGUCCUACUCCCCUAAGCUGACUGCUCAAAGGAUCAGUGUGUUCAGAGAGGGCAAUGCCUACACGUUGGCGGGCAGCCAGCCUUUCUUCAACGAUUUCAAGGCAAAUGACCAUAAGUCCCCACCUAUUAUAGAUUUUGGAAAGAUAAUCAUCUACACGAAUAACCUGAAAAUCAUUCGAACCCCAAUGGACAAGAGAGAUUUCAUGAGGAAAAUUCUCCAGAAGGAAGAGGAGAUUGAAGAAGAGGCUCUGAUGACCAAAGAGGAAAUCUAUGGAGAUAGCGACCAGAACAACGGGCCUUUGGCGGAGACAGAAAACACGUUCCCCCACAACCAGUACCCCCAGGAAGGGGAGCUACCAGAUGACAACUGCUUUCACUGCCGAGGCUCGGGCAGUGCCACCUGUUCUCUGUGCCACGGCAGCAAGUUCUCCAUGCUGGCCAACAGAUUUAAGGAGUCCUACCGGGCCCUGCGAUGCCCUGCCUGCAACGAGAACGGCCUGCAGCCCUGCCAGAUUUGCAAUCAAUAGCCCACGGCUUUGAAUGUUGGCUUUUAUCGCACCCUCUCUAACGCUGUUUCUAAUAAAUUGCCCCCACCCUCCAUCUCCCAGCACAGAAGCCGCAGUGGCUGCGCUCGCUUCCACCGCUGGCAAAACACAACAACCCUCCUCCGUUACUUGACGACAUUUCACAAGGCUAGUCAUAUCUCCAUGUGGGUCUAAGUGGCAGAGGCAUUUUCGAAUUACAGUGGGCUUUGAAACUGGUUCUAAAAUGAUCCUUCCAGGAAUGUGUGCGUGCAUUUCCAUUGCCUGAGCUCAAUUUUCUCCUUGCACUAGUGAACCAAUGAAGGCCCCUUUCAGGCAGCAGGGUGAAGUCAUUUUCUGGCUGGGAGUGAUUUUGCAAACUUAUGCAGUGAGGAGGGAAUGAAAAAGGCAGGUUUCUGAUGAGCUGAAUUCCUGUUGCUUAGAAUGCAUCGCAAAGUGUCAUUGGUCAAAUUGAAAUUUUAAUUAAUCGGAAGGAAGGGAUGCCCAAUGGCCCCAGUGCACUUAGCAGGCCGCUGAAAACAAAAUGGUAGGUCCAGCAGGUCCACGCUUUGUGCUGAAGAUAGGCUGGCGGAGGAGGCAUUUCUUUCAAAGCCCCCAGUCCCUCCUGUGAGAUGGGCGUGGGUGAGCCCCAGGCAGGUGACAGCAGUGCUCCUUAGGAUAAGAUGAGACCAGACAUGCCUGUGUACCUCCUAACUACUGAGGAUAGAAGCCAAGUGAAAGCUUUCUGUGAUCAAUUUGGUGCUUGAGUACCUGUGAGUGAUAUCACUUCUUCCCUGAAUUAUUCCCAAAUAAAUCUGUUUUCAGUGUAAGAUAGCCACAAGCUCCUCAUAGAAGACUGCAUGUUUUCUAGGCAUCUACAGAAAGCCUUGAAAAGAGAAACCAACCAAGGCCGAUUUUUAGCAAUUAUCUUUCUGCUGUCUGUGAAUACACACACAAAGGAUCAAUCUUUCCUCUUCAACUUGGUAUAAAAUUAGAAACAUGCUUUUGUUAAUGGACUUUGUAGCCCAGUCCCCUUGAAAUAACACUGUAAAAUCUGUUAUCUAUUGAGAUGCAUUGCUUUUCUAUGAUAGUUAUUUGGAUUUUCAUAAAAUUUUUUCAAGAUUUGUUUGUUAGCCUGUGAUAUCCAGCUAUUAAAACUCACCAGUGGAAUAUAGCACUUUUCAGGCACUAGAAACACUUCUAAUAAAAAGAUUAAAAUAUU